GCAGGCUGAACUCAGUCACCUCAGGACUGCUCACCAGGAUGAGAGCUGUUGGAUGAAGAUGAAGAGCAUCUGAACAGCCUCACUGCAGCUGCUGGAGCAAGCAGGAGACAAACAGGACACUGACAGCAAGACCAAAAAAACAAACAAACAAAAAACAUUCUUCUGUAUGUUUGACGGAUAUUUCAAAGGUGUAAAAAUGAGAGACAUUUAUUUUCUGUCCUGCGCAGUCCUGCUGUGUGGAGUUAACGGACGGGUAAUAAACUCCACGGAGUCUCCACGACAGCUACAACUAUCUGACUCCACUUUAACUCCUGAACUUGAAACCAGCUCGUCGCCCGGUGUCCACAGAACGCGGAGGAAACGGUUCAUCAGUCAGAGCGACAUGGUGGCCAUCCUGGAUUAUCAUAACCAAGUCAGAGCCAACGUCUUCCCACCUGCUGCAAACAUGGAGUAUAUGGUGUGGGACAAUGAUUUGGCCAGGACAGCAGAAGCCUGGGCUGCUACCUGUCUGUGGGAACAUGGACCAGCUUACCUACUGCAGUUCUAUGGACAGAACCUGUCUGUCAGGACAGGAGGCUAUCAGUCCAUCCUGCAGCUGGUCAAGCCUUGGUAUGAUGAGGUCAAUGACUAUGUGUUCCCUUACCCUCACCUCUGCAACCCCAGCUGCCCCCUGCUCUGCUAUGGGCCCAUGUGUACACACUACACACAGAUGGUGUGGGCAUCCACUAACAGAGUGGGCUGUGCAGUGCAGACCUGCUACAACAUGUUUGUGUGGGGAGUUCUGUGGAGAGAAGCCACCUUCCUCGUCUGCAACUACUCUCCCAAGGGCAACUGGAUAGGAGAGGCUCCGUACAGAGUUGGCAUUCCUUGUUCAGCCUGUCCGUCCAGCUAUGGAGGCACCUGCCGCAACAACAUGUGCUUUCCAGCUGUCCAGUCUAACUACAUGUACUGGUUCAAGUAAUGAGUGAGAAAAAUUACAGUUCUGAUUGGAAAAUAAUGGAUUACACUGCCUGUAACUGGAUUACAAAACAUAGAACUGAUCAUUUCUUACAGGAAAAGGUCAGGUGACUGCUUUAGAAAAUAUAAUUCAUGAAUUCACAACAUUCAGAAUGAAAAUAAGAAUGUAGUGAAAUAUAUUUUGAGAGUUGCAGUCACAGCCCAGUGUGUUUUUGGUAUUCUUUAUGUUUGGACUUGUACACUUAGUUGUGCUAAAAAGCUGUUGAGUACAAGAUGACAAGCAAUGUUUAACUGUACUGUCAGAGAUUCAAGUCUGUUUUACCUCUGACCACAGCCAGCCUCACUGUUGAGUGUGAUUAGAGGUUUGCUCUGUUGCACAUGUAACCACUCGCACAGGAGUGAUGUCACAGUGUAUUGAUACAACCUGGAGUACACUUCUACAUCACUGCAUCAAUCUGAAAAUUUAAACCACCAAAAGUCAAUCAAUUGGCUUUGGGCAGACCUUCCUGUCCAGGCUGACAGCUUUGCCCUUCAAGGAAUAGCAAAAGCAAUAGGGAACAGAAUAAGGAAAAAUUAAGGGAUACAAAUAAAUCAAUGACAUU
Messenger RNA from Thunnus maccoyii (southern bluefin tuna), 1559 nucleotides. RefSeq names its product peptidase inhibitor 15-like. Lineage: Eukaryota; Metazoa; Chordata; Actinopteri; Scombriformes; Scombridae. The transcript is spliced from 5 exons. Gene Ontology annotation, cellular component: extracellular region. Bases 167 to 961 code for a protein of 264 amino acids. The record is from RefSeq and is a predicted model, not a curated record.